Molecule: messenger RNA, 5388 nt
Organism: Amoebophrya sp. A25
Lineage: Eukaryota; Dinophyceae; Syndiniales; Amoebophryaceae
Source: the annotation of a GenBank genome assembly
GAUAGUCCGAGACGACCAUGGCUUAAUGUCAACAAUGAUUCGAGUCUUCCAUAAUAAUCUUCGGAGCCUGUUCGGGAGACUCGAUAGGGCAGUUGAGGUACGAAACGUCGUAUUAUCACUCGGUCGCACGGACUCACUCGCAACUACUUGUAUAUGUCGGAUCUUGUUGAGUCGGUACUUGAUAUCUCGGAUCUUGUUGUGUGUCGGAAAAUAGUAAAUUGAGAGAAUGGAAGCUUUGUGUAUUUCACUUCACCCGAGGCUAUGCAUCGUACGCCUGUCUGUUGCUUGCGAAUCGCACUGCGCCCCAUGCGUGUGGGUCUCAAUUACAAAAAAUAGAAAUUUUUUGUGAAGUCUCCAAAUCUCCAAAUUCAAGUCUGGUUUGAGUGAGACCCCUUGAGGUCCUGUGAUGAUCGACCUCGUAAUCGAUCUCGUGAUCGCUCGAAAGAAUGAGAGAAGUUGCCCCGAGCUUAUUUUUGUGAAGAGGAGCAAUACUAUGGUUCCAAUCUUUAUUGCAUCUCCGUUUUUUUCAAACAUCUUGACAAUUUUGUUUUUUUUUUAAUAUCUUCAAUCAUGGCUGUAGUUAGUAUCUUGUUCUUUUCAUAUCUACUUGGCCCCUACUUACUUUGUAACAAAUGCAAAAGAAUUUUUCUCACACAUAAGAACGAGCAGCAUUAGAUAUUACAUCUUCUACUUGGCAUUACAUCAAUAUCUGCACAGAUUCAUUGCAAAGAAAUGAAACCUCUGUUUCCAUCCAAAAAGUCUAUGAGAGUCUUUCUUUCGUAGUCAGGGCUCUACCACAAGUAUAUGAUAAUGGUGAUCGAAGAUGUCGUAUCCUGAACAUGGUGGUCGCAUGUUUGUAGAGUCCGAACAGGGUGCCAAGCGCCGCAUCGUCGAGACAAGCCCAGUUCCUGCAAGCAAAACAAGCUCAAUAUCGACUUCGCCGACGCCCUCGUCUUUCAGUGGUACCACGAAUAUCCAGAACAUGUUGCCGGGGAUGGGAAAGAACAAAGUCGAUGGCAGUACGAAUGUUACGGCUUGCAGAAAUGCAUCUUACCCAGCAUCCGGUGCCUGUUUCCGAAGGGAAAACAGACUACACCAAGAUGCUCUACGAGAUGGAUUUUUUCCAGGUCUAAUAGGGGGGACUCGGGAGGUGUACUCUUGGGCCUCGUUCCAGGUGCUCUGCCAACGCCAUUGUCUCCCUCGCGGCGGAACCUUCGCCUCACAUCCGAGUCCCAGAAGCGAGCUAGCGAGUAUCUGAUGUUGUUUUUAGAAGAAUAGUAGCUAGACUUGUCAACUACGCGCUGUUGAUGAUGGAGAAUGAAGAUCAUUCGAAGUGCACUGACGAUGAUGUCAACAGCAUGUUUUUAGAAGAAACUACAGGAACUACUUGCUGUAACAGAUAUUCGACGUAAGAAGUUUAUUUCUAUCCUUUGCCUUCGCGGCACCUCUCCACCCUGUUCUCAGCCCCAUCCAUCUUUUUAUCACAUUCAUAAUCUUGCCAACAAAACCUUUGAGGGCGCAACCACCGUUGGUAUCGCAGCAUCGCAGUGAAAGCGGUCUGACGCCUCUUUCCCAAUCGGAUUCGGAACAGGCAGUCCAACAUUAUGAAGCAGGACCUCUUACUACUCCAUCGCAAGAAGUGCAGGACAACAUUGCUGUAUCCGAGGGAGAUGUAGAGAUGGGAGAGCACAACUCGGCACAACAGGUUGACCAUGCUGUUGAUGAAGUCGCACACCUAGAACAAGAUGACUCAAAGGAAGCCGAACUAGAUCAUGCUUUGAUGCAAAUCGUAGACGAGCAAGGACAACAUCAACAAGAGGAAGGACACGAAGUAGGACAAGAAAAUAUUGCGGGAGAAGUGUUACACGAAGAGCCAUGGAUUAUGCCAUGGCGUGCAGCCUUGGGAGCAGCGCGGCAACAUCAACGUCGGGCUUUCCCAGAGAGGAACCAGCAACAGCACCGCCUUCAAAUUCAUAGACAGCAGGUAGUCAUGUUGAUUUGAAUUUUGACUUGGAAUCUUCUUUGAAUCAAUUGCAUAUGAGAAUUGUCAAACUAUUGAUGUUGGUCCAUGAAGAUAAGGUGAUGUUGGUCCUACUACAUCAUCUAUGAUCUCUGGUCAUACUUCACUUCGUGAUGGAGGACCUAAGAUGUAGGUGGACCUAAGAUGUAGUGGCUCAACUACUACAUCUGGACCUAGUACUUCGUUGCAAAAUCAAAUAGAACAGAUGUUAGUCCAUGAAGAUAUGGCAUCAUCAUCUUGUACUCUACUCCUAGAACGAACAGGCGGCCCGUGCAGGCCCGCUGCCUGGUCAGGGGUGGGAUGCGCGGAAGAGGGGUGCGCACUUCAGAAAUCAGAUUGACGAAGCCAGUUUUGAUGGUGGAGGCGGCCAUAAUUUUUUCGCAAGCGACGUUUUCUAUCUGGAUUUCAAUGCCGGAGUUGAGAAAUCCUAUGGCCGCAAGAAGCGUGGAGGCGGCGGCGGUGCAAACAACGCCAGCAGCAGUAGCAAAUCAUCGACUUCUUCUGCUAAUACUUCUACGAAAAAUCAGAAUGAGAAUCAGGAUUCCACGUCGUCUGCGUCCUCGACAAGUAAGGGUGGCGCAGUGUCCUCGUCCUCGUCCGGGCAGGCUGUUGCAAGCUCCUCUGAAAUGUUUGCGACGGGAGGAGUGGCGUUUGUGAGCGUCACGCCGGCUGCAAAUUAUGAAAAUGUGAUGUCCUUCUUUAUAAUGAGUUUUUAGAUUUGCGUACUGACAUUGAGUAAGUAAAUGAACAGACUGUGCAUGCCAGCAGGUAUUUUCCCUGUGAUAUGGAUCAUCAGGAAAGAUUCUCAUCGUGAUAACGUCCCUACUUCAGAUAUAUAUUUUUAAGACACAUACAUACAUACAUACAUACAUACAUACAUACACACAUACAUACAUACACACAUACAGACAUACACGCACACACGUACACACACACACGCACGCACAUACAUAUACAGACAUACACACAUACAUACCUCAUACCUCCACUUUCGUACUGUAGAGGGACAGGAUCCCUCGGUAGUUAUAUGUCUUGUCAGCUUUUAUAUGAUCAUGGCAUCCCUUUCCCUUUCCGUCCUUCAUACUUGAAAAGAGGAGCAGCAGCUUGAUGACUCAAGACAGAAGCCUCGCUUUCGUGACCGUAAUCAGAGUGGUGGACUCCUUGGGGCGUCCGCAGGACUGGAGCAGUUAAGGCCUCACUUAAUCCAUCUUUUAGCUCAUCUGUAAGCUGUCUUCAAGUAGAAAAAUGGACACAGGUGGGGAACGAGAUGCCUUGUAGUGAGUUCUAAAACAAGAAGACACGCAGGAAGAGCCACCACAGCAGCAGCUGCCAAUUGAUCCGCAGCCUGAGCCGAGACCUCUGGCUCCGACGGCAGACGACUCGUCCUGUCAAGCGGGCGGACGUGGCUGCUCCAAGAAAACGCCUGAGCGCUCGUCGCCAGGACAGUUUGCUGGUAUAGCUAUGUAUAUUUGUAUUUUUGUAUCAGCUGCGUUCGUGUGGAUUCAUAGAAAAGGCAAUCUGAAUCCCUACAUUUUUGUAUUUCGGAACUUGCUUUGAUGGUGAGAGAACUGAGAAUGAUAUCAUCGAUCUUCGUUUGGAAGCAUCAUGAAGAACCCUAUUUCAUGGCACACUAUUUCAUAGUUUUCUUCUAUACCUGUACCUAGACCGGGUACACCACUACUACUACUACUACUACUACUACUACUAAUACUACUUCUACUACGACUACUACUACACCUAGGCACCCACAAGAAUAAGAAUACUUUGGUGCUUCACAUAUGCGCCCUGGAUAUAUAUUCAAGAACUCUGGUUAUCAAGAAUAAGAAAAUUCUGUUGCCGUGGAUUUUGGUGCUUUCUUUCAACAGCUAAACACGACUAGAUCCUUAUUCUCGUGGGUGCCUACUACUGCGCUUGUUCAUGCGCUUCAAGGUGGUGCUACUACUACUGCGAUUGCUACUACCUAUUUCAUGGCACAUCGAACGCCCUGCAUUUAGGUCGCUGUCAAUUCUGUGGGAAACCUAUCAUUCGUGGGAGCCUUCGUGUGGUUGAACGCGUGCCUUAUCGAGGAGGCGGAAAAAAUUAAGAAAACCACUUAUUUUCACGCUCACGUCGACGCAAGUAGCGCGAUACUUUGGAUCGAAAAUAAAAAAGCAUUCUGCUCGCCCUUCAAAAUAAGAAGUCUUCCAUCCCCCAUUUAGUAAUUUAGUUACGAAUUUUUGAAAAUACGAUAGUAACUCUACUCUUACAUCACCCGCUCUACCAGGGCUGGUUAUCUCAUCAUCAUAACUCUAAUUCAAGUUUUUCCAUCCGGAGUGCUUCUGUGACCUGUUUGGGACCGAGCUAGAUCUCGUCGACUUGUCGUCUAUUGAGGUACCAGAGCAGGUUGAGGAAAUGCGCUUGCGUGCUAUUUUGAAGCGCAUGAACAAGGGAACACAGUGAUGCAAACUGGCCUCUCUGUUGUUUCUACAAGGAGAAAGACGGAAAAGUUUAAGUAAGGGUAACAUCUUCUACUGGUCCGGUAAUUGAUAUCGUCUGUUACAACAUUAGAGGAUGAUAGGUCUAGGUGGACGAACUAAAUGAACUUAGAAUGAUUGCGAACAAGAAUACCACAUCCCUUCUAUAUCAUUUAUAGGUGUUCGAUUUUCACUUAUGUCUUCAAAUGAACUAAGUUGUUGAAAGGUUUCGCGCUCUAAAAGCAAGAUAAUGGUAUAUUCGGUUUCCCCAUAGUCAUUGCUCUUACUUGAAAAUGGUAAUGUAGUUAGGUAAGAAAAAGAUGCAUUUUGAACUUAACUUGUCAUCGCGCGUAACUUGUCCAGCAUUAGCCUGACCUUAGAUGUCUACUAAUUUUAUGAACUACUUCAACGGAGCGACUAUUACAGGUGGCUCCCAUGAAGAUUUUUUCUCGAUAUUUGUUACACAGUUGAAUAAGGUUUAAGAAGAUUUCUAAUUUAUGAACUACUUGACAUUCGAAGUAUAAAAUGAACUGUGUUUAGUCUGUGAUGUAGAAUAGUGCAUUAUUUCAUUCGCCUGAAGCUCACAAGACAAGGACCACUGAAGUAUAUUGCAGGACGAAUGUUAAAGAACUUCUUGCACAGAAGAAUAGACGAGUCUACUGACGACGAGAUUGGUCCAACGAGAAUCAAUUUUUGUGAACACCUCUUGAAUCUUGACGCUGCUGGUGCUUGAUGUCAUAAUACUAGAAGAGAAUAUAAUAGUUGGAUUUGAAGACUUACCAGAAGAAAGUAACGUUUGCCGCAUACAAAUUUUUGUAACAGUCGUGGGUCUCCUUCGUCGAGAACUUGUUUGAACUAGAAAUCGUUGUCUUUCAUCUCAGCGAGCUCCCGCAUGAGCCUCAGUCUUACACCCAU